AUGGUUCUUUGGUUUCGGAAAAACGGCGGGAAACCUAUUUACAGCUUUGACGUACGAGGCAGAUCAUUUAGUAAAGCAUUGCAGUGGUCUGAUCCAGGUGCAUUUGGUCCGAGGGCUUAUUUUGCAACUAUUUCCCGACCAGCUUCCUUAACUCUUAGCUCCGUGCAACUGGAUGAUGAAGGUUUCUAUAGAUGCCGCGUUGAUUUCAAGAAUUCUCCAACCAGAAAUUUUCAAAUUCGUCUUAUUGUUAUUGUGCCGCCUCAUCAAAUGCUUUUAUAUGACAAAUCUGGUGCAGAUGUCUCGGGUGUAGUGGGACCGUUGGAAGAAGGAUCUGCUUUAGUAUUAGUUUGCGAAGUACGUGGUGGUCGCCCCGAACCUCUUGUGUCAUGGCUAGUUAAUGGAACUGUAGUACCAAAAUACAUGGGAGUAAAAUCUGAUACGCAUGUUGUUGUUAAUCGGCUAGAAAUACAAGAAGUUGGAAGAGACGACCUUAAUACUACUUUUAAGUGCCGAGCAUCCAAUACACGUCUCGUGCCACCACAGGAAAAAGCCGUUCGACUGGAAAUGAAUUUGUUACCUAUUUUUGUUACACUGUUGGAUCGUCCACAACAAUUACUUGCAAGCUCUGUCACAACAUUACGUUGUGUCGCUAGGGGCAGCAGACCGCCAGCACAAAUAAGUUGGUAUAAAGAUAACAGGAGUUUUGGAAAGGACAAGGUAAGUGAACAUUUCAACGAGACAUGGUCUAUCAGUACUUUGAUAUUUAAGUCUACACCAAUGGAUAAUGGCGCAAUAAUUAAAUGUGUAGCAGUUAAUCCAGCCCUUCCAGGAAAAGCAAUCGAUGAUCAGUUUCAACUCAACGUUGUAUACAGUCCGCUAGUAACGUUGACUUUAGGUAGUACACUGAACCCACAUGAUAUCAAAGAAGGUGAUGACGUAUAUUUUGAAUGUAACGUGAAAUCAAACCCCCGAGAACAUCGUAUAUCCUGGUAUCAUAAUGAUAUUCCUGUUACGCAAAACAUGACAUCUGGUAUAAUUUUAAGUACUCGGUCACUUGUACUGCAAAAAGUGACAAGGCGAGAAGCGGGAAAAUAUUCAUGCAAGGCUGCAAAUAUACGAGGAGAAACAUCGAGCGAAUUUGUCACGUUAAGAGUUCAAUAUGCUCCAGUAUGCAGUGAUACGUCACCACAAGUCGUAGGAGCAGCUUUGGAUGAGGCAUUACACGUGAGGUGUUCCGUGCACGCUGACCCAUCAGAUGUCACGUUUCUUUGGCAAUUCAAUAAUAGUGGAGAGAGUUUUAACGUUUCUCCAGCUCGAUUUGGGACUAUUAAUGGCAGCACUAGUGAAUUACGCUAUACGCCAGCUAGUGAGAGGGAUUAUGGAGCGCUAACCUGCCGAGGUACAAAUGUGGUCGGUCGACAGCUGCAGCCAUGUAUUUUUCAGAUUGUGCCAGCAGCACGGCCAUCACCUCCUCGUAACUGCUCAUUAUUAACCAGCAACGAUUCAAAUUGGAUCGAAGAUACAUUUAAGGAUGAAAUUGAGGAUUACGUCAUAAUACGUUGUGUCGCAGGUUUCGAUGGUGGUCUUCCACAAUUAGUGGUAUUAGAAUGUUUGGAUCCUGAUACUGGUAUAAUUAAAUUCAACAUAACUGCUAAUGAGACAAACGGCAUCGCGAUGUUUUUUAUUCCCGUUGGAUUGCUAUGGGUGAAUGAUGCAGCUUUAAGGCUCACAGUAUAUUCGAGAAAUGACAAGGGCGAUUCUGAGAGGAUCAUGCUUAACGCCUUGGCCUAUCAAGAUCCAGAGCGACGGACAGAUGGGAACCACAGCCUUAUGUCUGGUGUCUCUAGAGCUGCUUUUUGGACGGUUAUUCUUACAGUAGUCCUUUGUACUGUGACAGCGGUGAUUACUGGUUUAUUUCUGAGGAGAAAGCGAAACAGUUCGCGAACCAAGCAACACUCAUCACAUUUGCGAUUAAAUUCUGAAGAUGGUCAGUAUGUCGUAGCGUUCACAUUGAAGCCACCCAAACAGACUCAACCUGAUAUUUUAAAUCCACCGACAGAUUUUGAAAGUUCUUCAAAUGGAAAGUGUAAGUUAGAGGUGGCUGCCAAAAAUGAAACACUUCUCAUAAACGACGAGUGCCACGAUCACGAGCCAAUCCACCCGAUUCUGCCUUCACCUAAAAUGUCGAUUUCAAGUAAGCUACCAGUCACAAUGAACACAAUGACUUUAAGUAAACGUGGCCAUCUUGCAGCAGAAGAUUUACCAGGACCAGAGAGUUGUGUAUAG
Molecule: messenger RNA, 2286 nt
Organism: Parnassius apollo (apollo)
Lineage: Eukaryota; Metazoa; Arthropoda; Insecta; Lepidoptera; Papilionidae
Source: the annotation of a GenBank genome assembly